Molecule: messenger RNA, 1074 nt
Organism: Rotaria socialis
Lineage: Eukaryota; Metazoa; Rotifera; Eurotatoria; Philodinida; Philodinidae
Source: the annotation of a GenBank genome assembly
AUGAGAUCUGAUCUUUCAUGGGAUAAUGAAAUAUUAGCAAAACCAGGAACAAACUGCUUCGAAAAUUUGGUUAUAACUUGUGGACAACGUUUCACACCACAUAUAUGGGAAAGAACAUGUGCUUGUAUAUUAGAAAUAUUUCGUUCAACAUUACCAGAAACUCUCAUGACAUGGCGACAUGAUGCAAAAUCUAGCGGUACAGCUGCAACCAAUGACGUGUCUUUAUCCGAUCGUACUGAUCGUUCAUUUGAUUAUUCAAUUGUUGGAUCAGCAUCAAGUCAACAUAAUCGCAUGGUACAAGCUGGUAAUACCGCUAAUUUAAAUAGUAGUAUAUCGGAUCAACAAGGAUUAAAUAUAAGUAAUCGAUUAUCGUCGCCUACGAAUAGUAUUGAACGAUCAAAAACUCAAUCUGAUUUUCAUAUUUUUCAAAUAUUAACAAUAAAAUGUAUCAUACAAUUAGAACUCAUACAAACCAUAGAUGAUAUUGUCUUUUUUCCAUCAGCACUCAAUGUUUCAUCCGAUCAACAGGUCUUAACAUAUUUUGCAAAUUUUGAUGACUUUCGUGAUGAUCACGGCAUCUACAAUAAUAUGGGUCUUGAUCAAUUACUGCUUCUUGUUGAUUGUGUCAUUGAAUCACAUAUGUUUGCUCGUGCUUUUAAUUCCAAUCACGCACAACGAAAUCUUCUACGGAACGCUGGAUAUCGAGGAAAAGCUAAGCCAAAUUUAUUAACACAAGUAACUCAUAGUAUUGCAUGUGCAUUUCGUAUUAUUUUCCGAAUGUUUUGUGAUCCGAAAAGAAGUGAUUCAAUGGAUACAUUUAAAAGAAGAAUACUCAAGUUUCGUAUUUCGCCUACGAAACCUUUUUCUGCUCUAUGGAACUUAAAAAAAGGUUUCGUAGCAGAAGGUUCUUAUUCUGGACACACGUUCAAAUAUUUUUUAGGUGAUAUGUAUUUAAUUGUAGCUGAAACAGUAGUAUUCGAUUUAAAACCCGAACUACGUUAUACAUUACGAGAAUUUUUACUUUGCGUUGGCCGUGUAUUUAAUAUGACCAGCGAAUUAACUGGCUCGAACUAA